CUGGACCGCCCCUUGUCCAUUCUGGAUUUGACAGGAAACAUCAGAGUGUCCCCAGACGAACCAGGAAUUAGACCCCUCCAUUUGCAAAGCCGCACUUUGAAGCCCGUCGGUGUUUUUCUAUUGGACUGAAAUGUCUGAGAAUAAUAAAUAUUUGCAGGAGUCUGUUCAGCCUUCCGGGUUGGUCAAGUUCCUCUCCGCGGUGUUUUACGCCGGCAGCUCUUUCCUGAUCACGGUGGUGAAUAAAACCGUGUUGACGACUUUCAGGUUUCCUUCUUCCAUGUGUCUAGGGCUCGGUCAGAUGAUCACCACUAUUGUUGUCCUUUACAUCGCCAAAGUGAGCAAAACUAUCCAGUUCCAAGACUGUGACAGAGGUGUUCUCUUAAAAAUUUUUCCUCUUCCCUUGCUGUAUGUGGGGAACCAUUUAACAGGACUGGCAAGCACCAAAAAACUCAGCUUGCCCAUGUUCACAGUGUUAAGGAAGUUCACAAUACUGAUGACAAUGAUUUUAGAAAUCUAUAUACUGAGGAAAACGUUUCCAAAGCGUCUGGUGUACAGCAUUGUGACCAUAGUCCUGGGUGCCAUGGUGGCUGCAAGUUCUGAUCUGGCCUUCGAUUUGGAGGGUUACACGCUCAUCCUGCUCAAUGAUGUCUUUACUGCAGCCAGUAGCGUAUACACAAAGAAGAAACUGUGCACAGAGGGUUUGGGAAAAUACGGCGUCUUAUUUUAUAACGCUCUGAUCAUUGUCAUCCCCACAUUUUUGGCGAGUGCAUUUACAGGAGACCUACACAAGGCAGUCGCGUUCGAGUCCUGGGUCCAAACUACGUUCAUAUUCUGUUUCCUCUUAUCCUGCUUCAUGGGGUUUGUGCUGAUGUAUUCCAUUGUCCUGUGCAGCCAUUAUAACUCAGCACUUACUACAACAGUGGUAGGAGCAGUAAAGAAUGUCGCAGUAGCCUACAUUGGUAUCUUUGUGGGUGGAGACUACCUGUUUUCUUGGACAAACUUCAUAGGUCUCAGUAUUUGUAUGUCUGGUGGACUGAUGUACUCAUAUCUCACUUUCAAUGACAACCCUUCUGGAAAUUCCACACAAGGAACUAAAGAAUUGAAGAUUCAAGUGACUUAAGACUCAGCUGUACAGUACCCAGCUGGUUAAAUGGGCGUCCUCACAUUGGCCACUUGGUGGCAGUGUUUUUCUCCAUAUUGGAGCAAACUUGCUUCUUAACUUUUAUACUUAUUUACAAUCAGUAAAUUGCUUUUCUGAAUACAUUCACUCCAUGUUGCUAUGCAGAAUUAAAGGUAAAAGAGCACACCAGUUGUGGCUAAGGUUCAGUGAAUGUUUAUUGAAGACCAAUUACAUAACAGUGUGGACAGCUUGUCAGAGAAGACUUAUCUGUAAAAUGUGUAACAAAAUGCCUACUAAGCAAGCAGGAUUGAUCUAUAAAUGCGCAAAUAAUGAAAACCAUUGGGAAAUAUUAGCAGAAGGGGAAAAAUCCAAACUAGAAAUCAACUUGAAAAGCUUUUGGUAAAUUGUGCACACUCAAUCCUCUAACAAACACAAAGUGUAUAUAUUAAAUGCCAUAAUCUUCUCAAACCACAAAAGAAACUAGGGGUUAGAAAUACUUCAAAAUAUACUAUGAUUGGGUACAAUAAAUCAUUUGGUGUUUUGAUAAUCAACAAUUAACUUGCCUUCCAGUUUCACAUCAACUUCACAUGGGCAGUUUUGUUAAUCUACAGACUGAAACAUCACUGUUAGAGCGAGCAGAAACAGGGCAGUUAUGAGAGGCGUCAUACAGUGUUGAAGGAUGUAGUGUCGCUAUAAAAACAAAU
This is a messenger RNA of Sphaeramia orbicularis (orbiculate cardinalfish), 1824 nucleotides long. RefSeq names its product solute carrier family 35 member D2 (gene slc35d2). Bases 131 to 1120 code for a protein of 329 amino acids. NCBI's taxonomy places the organism in Eukaryota, Metazoa, Chordata, Actinopteri, Kurtiformes, Apogonidae. The record is from RefSeq and is a predicted model, not a curated record. The transcript has 12 exons.